Messenger RNA from Notolabrus celidotus (New Zealand spotty), 5378 nucleotides. RefSeq names its product collagen alpha-1(XVII) chain-like. NCBI's taxonomy places the organism in Eukaryota, Metazoa, Chordata, Actinopteri, Labriformes, Labridae. The record is from RefSeq and is a predicted model, not a curated record. The transcript has 55 exons. Bases 79 to 4884 code for a protein of 1601 amino acids.
AAAAAAAAGACUUUUUCAAAAGGACUGUAAAUACUGCCUGAGGGAACGAUAACUUUCAAGUGCAAUCUAUAGCAGUGGAUGGAUAAUCUAAUUACAGCCCAGGCUGUCAGCUCGGGUGGAAGUUCUGGAGGAAGUAGCAAAGUGGUCACAAAAACAGUAACUACUACUAAACUGACAUCACAAAGUGAUUUUUCUCUGAGUGCAGGAGGGUCAGGGGGAAAUGCUACAUCAGGAGGCCCGAGCAGCUCAGUUUUCAUCACAUCCAGCAGCUCAAAUGCUACCAGCUCUGGUGGAUCUGGAGGCAUCAGUGCCACUACUAUAGGAUCUUCUUCUUCUGCUGUAUCAUCAAGUGGAGGAAGCUCAACAGGUGGAGGAAGUUCAGGAGGUGGAGGAAGGUCAGGAGGUGGAAGUAAGUUUAAGGCUUCCGGAGGGGGUUCUUCAAGCAUGUCUUCUGGUUUUGUGUGUGAUAGUAGGGAGGUAAAAAGGGAGGGGGGGCUCGGUGCUGUAACGGUUUCAACAUUGACAAAGACCAGCCACAGUUCAGGAGGAGCUGGGGAAUCCAAAAGAGGCUCAACCUCUGCAGUCUCGUAUUCACCUGCCCCAAAGGAGAGGAAGAACAUAACCACCAUGGCAGCAGCUAUGUCAGAGGUGUUUGACGAAAGUUCAAGCACAAACUCUUCUCCAGAGUACAACAGGAAAGAGUAUAUGACAAGUACAACUACAACUUCUGCCACCAGAGGGAGAAGUCAGAGCAGAGAGAGUGAGAUUAGAGCCAGGCUUCAGAGUGCUUCACCCUCAGCAAGCUGGACUGAACUGGAUGAUGUGAAGCGUCUAUUGAGAGGAAACCGCUCCACCAGCACGAGCCCCAGUCCGACGCAAUCCCCCAACAACACCCUGCCCAUCCCCAAGAAAGGCAGUGUGGAGACUAGGACCAUGUCUGAGAGCUCCAGUGCAGAUCACUACGGCAGCAUUUGGUCUGGAGGUGUGAGCAGCAGCUACGGUUACAACACAAACCCCAACAACCUGUCCACUACCUCCACCCUUUACCAGUCAGGAGGAGUUCAGAACAACCUGGCGCUCGGCUCCCACUCUAUGAGCGGUGGACUCUCAGUUGGCAGCACAGGUACUUUAUAUGGAGUUCAGAAUAACCUGGCCAGUACCAGCCCCACUCUCAUGUCUCCCACUGGAGCCAGCACACAGAUAGUUUAUGGUGUGCAGAAAAAUGCAUCUAGCCCUGGAAUGAGCCCAACCACAAUGGCACCCAGCAGCCCCGCUCCUGAAGAGGCCCCAGGCAAAGACUUUAAGUUUGUGCUGGUAGAGAAGGAGAACGCUCCAGUCAAGAAGGAGACAGAGCGACUGAUCAUGACCAAAGACACAGGGAAGCAGUUCAUGUCUGCUGCACCUGCUAGUGCUUUUGGUACUUACUCUGAGGACUCACUGAAGAGAGAGAAACAGAAGCUGUCAUCCAGCACAGUGGAGGAAGGAACAGAUGCUAGAUCUGCAUCCCUGAAAGUUUCCACAAAAGAUAAAGCAACCUAUGCAGAAAUCCGUGAGGAUAAAUCAGACUCUGGGUUCUUCUCCUGCUGCAGCUGGUGGAAGUGGCUGCUCGGCCUCCUCCUUGGCCUGCUCUUCCUCUUAGGCCUCCUCUUUGGACUCAUUGCUUUGGGUGAGGAAAUAAAACGUCUCAAGAACCGUGUUGAUGCACUUGAAGCCAUCACCGGAGCCUCAGCCAGAACCAGCCGCCUGUCUGCCUCCUCUGGCAUCAACAUCAUCGACCCACUGGAGUCGUCGUACAUCGAUAGAAGUUCUGCUGGAUCCACUCUGACCCGCUCUGACAAUGGCAUCAACCUUGGAGCUGCAGGGCCAGGAGGAGGCACAGGGAGCGAACCUGGACAGGACAGUGCUGCCCUGCAGAGAACAGUCCAGCAGCUGGUCAGGGCUGAACUCCGCUCUGAUGUUAUAAGAGACACACUUACGUACUCAAUGAAAGGGGAGAGAGGAGAUCCAGGACCUAAAGGUGAUCCAGGAAAUCUCGGACAGAAAGGCGAUGGUGGAUUCCCUGGCCUGCCAGGUCCUCCAGGGCAGAUGGGUCACCCAGGAUUGGAUGGACCAAGAGGACCAAAGGGAAGUGGAGGUGAGACAGGUUCUGAGGGGCCACCAGGUCAGAGAGGCCGAGACGGACAGAUGGGCCCUCGUGGAGAGACUGGACCCCCAGGAUUUGGAGAGAAAGGAGACAGAGGCGAGUCGGGACACCCUGGUACUGCUGGUGCUGCUGGACCUGUGGGGCCAAAAGGUACCAUGGGAGAGCAGGGUGCCUCAGGAAGCACAGGUGCUCCUGGUCCAAGGGGCUUCCCCGGCGAUGCAGGUGCUCCUGGAGCAAAAGGUGAUCGGGGCACAGCAGGUUUGCCAGGAACCAAAGGAGACCUGGGAGAGAACGGGCCACGAGGACCAGCAGGUGAACCAGGACAUUCUGGACCAUCGGGACCUGCUGGACCAAAGGGAUUCAAAGGAGAUGCAGGUGAAUCAGGUUCAACGGGCCCUCCUGGUUCGAGAGGACCACCAGGAACUCCCGGUGAUGCUGGAACUCCAGGCAUUCCUGGGAUUCAAGGACCCCCAGGUAUUGCUGGAAGCCCAGGACAACCUGGUGGGCAAGGUGAAGCAGGGUUACCUGGUAAAGUCAUCGGUCCAAUCGGCUCAGAUGCUCUGGCCAUUCCUGGACCCCCUGGCCCUGCUGGACCCCCAGGUCCUGCUGGAAACCCUGGUCUGUCUGGUCCCAUUGGCCCAGCUGGUGUUCCUGGUCAAAUUGGUGGUAAGGGAGCACCAGGUGAGAAAGGUGAGAAAGGAGAUCAAGGGGAGAGGGGAGAGAAAGGAAAACCUGGUGAGCCCGGUGAAAGUGUCACAAAGUUGGAAACCCGGACAGACAGCCUGUCAUCAGGGGCUGGACAGCCAGGCCCACCAGGCCCACCUGGACCUCCAGGGCCCCCUGGAGAACUUGGUCCUGAAGGUCCUGAAGGUCGUGCAGGUGAGUCUAAGCAAGGUCCCCCGGGAAGAAGAGGUCCUCAAGGAGAGCCAGGUUUUGGUGUACCUGGACCUCCAGGGGUGAAAGGAGAACCUGGCAGCUUUGUGCCUACUUCAGAAACCUUUUUCGCUGGACCACCAGGACCUCCAGGACCGCAAGGCCCUCCAGGUUCACCAGGUGACCUAGGACAACAAGGGUACAAAGGUGAACCAGGUCAACCAGGCCUUCCGGGAAGUCCAGGGGAAUCAACUAUUGGUUUUCCAGGUCAGCCAGGAUCUAUUGGCCCUCGGGGUCCAGACGGUGCAGAGGGACCACCAGGACCACCAGGACCUAGAGGUGAUAUUGGAGCCCCUGGUGCUCCAGGAGCACCUGCAGGUGGAUCAUACAGUCCUGGCUACCCAGGCCCCCCAGGCCCACCGGGACCACCUGGUGUACCUGGAAGGGAUGGAAGUGGAUCUGGAUCAACCAAUGUGGGACAGCACAUUGCAGAAUACCUACAGAGUGGCAACAUCAGGCAAUACCUAGCUGGACCUCCUGGACCUCCUGGGCCUCCUGGUGCUCCAGGGACUGGGUCGGUCGAUGAUAUGGCAAACAGAGUCCUUGCCUACAUCCAGAGUUCAGGUAGAGGAUAUGACAGGACCCCAGGACCUCCUGGUCCUCCUGGUCCACCUGGCUCAGUCUCUAUCAAUGACAUUAUCAACCUACUACAACGAGAGGACAUGAGAGGAUACGUUGCUGGCCCUCCAGGUCCACCAGGACCUCCAGGAGGCGGGUCAGGUCACAAUCCCUACCUUGUCAACACCCAGGAGGUGGCUGAACGAGUCCUCAGCCUGAUGAAUGACAGGGGGCAUGCAGGUGCUCCUGGACCCCCUGGACCUCCAGGACCUCCUGGUAAUGUGAUACCAGGUGGGUAUCACACGGUUGCUGGCCCUCAAGGACCUCCUGGUGUCCCAGGUACCCCUGGCCCGCAAGGCCCAGCUGGACCACCUGGCCCACCAGGUUAUGGAAACUACCUCAGUUCAGACAUUCGGGACUACCUGCAAAGUGUUUCCUUCAGGGGUCCACCUGGACCCCCAGGUCCCCCUGGACCCGAGGGUCCCUCUGCUCCACUCCGAGGACUGCUUUCCUACGCUGAACAUGCCAGUGCAGCAAGGAUAAAAGCAGAACAACAGGGAUACAUCAGGAGUGAUGGCUUGGCAGGGUCUAUGUUUGGACUUCCUGGUCCUCCAGGCCCUCCUGGACCCGCAGGACACAAGGGAGACCCGGGUGUGCCUGUCUCCAGAGCCUGGAGCAUGGACACCGGAGACUACUCCAACAUGGCUGCCAAAGUUACUGAUUACAUUAAAUCCCAGGGUGUGCUGCAUGACAUUGUGAAGGAAUACAACAGUCGUGUAUUCCAAGGACCCCCAGGACCUCCAGGCCCUCAAGGUCCACCUGGAAACAGCCGGUGGUUUGGUUCCCGUGGAAAUGCCACAGAUCUGCUGGAAUACAUCAGAUCUCAUGGUCUGCUACGUGAUAUUGAACGGAACAACGAACGUGUCACCCAAGGGCCCCCAGGACCCCCUGGCCCUCCAGGUCCUGCUGGAUACAGCCGGUUAUUUGGUUCCCAUACAAACGUCACAGAUUUAGUGGAAUUCAUCAGAGCACAUGGAGCCAUUGUAGGACCACCUGGGAGACCAGGACAGAAAGGAGACGUGGGAUACCCAGGGCCAAAGGGAGAGAGAGGGGAACAAGGCCAUCCAGGGCCUGAAGGACACAGAGGACACAGAGGACAAGAAGGACAAGAAGUACACAGAGGACAAGAAGGACACAGAGGAGAAUUCACUCUAAGGGCCAAAAGACGAAGGAGGAAUGUAGGUGUUUAAGAUAAGAUAUUACUUUAUUAAGAUAUUACUUUAUUGAUCCCCCAGGGGGGAAAUUCAGUGUUACUGAUACUAAUGGUGUUACUGUCUAUUAGGACCAUCAUUUGGCAUAUUAUGAUUGAUAUAUGGACUAUUUGGGAUGUGUAAAGGUGGUAAAUGAACUUUAAUACUGGAUGUCUCUCACUGAUCCUUUUUUUAUAUGACUUGAGAUGUAUUUUUUUAUGUCUUUGAUAUUUUGUCUUUUUGAAUGGAGGGAUGUGUUUUGAAUUACUGUAUAGUUUUGAAAUACUGUUUUGUAAAUUGUCCAAAGGGGUCAUUCAGCGAGGUGAUAUAUUUUACAGAUGUAUCUGAAUGAACCAUUGAUUUCAUAAACCUUUCAUUACAUUUGUUUUCCCAACAAGAUCAUGUUUUUAAAAGUGUAAAGUUUUAUAACAGGUUUCAUCACUGCCAGAAAGUGUCUUACUAGAUGUAACCAUCAAAUAAUAAACACAACUGAA